Messenger RNA from Dictyostelium purpureum, 1370 nucleotides. RefSeq lists its product as uncharacterized. Gene Ontology annotation, biological process: glycosylceramide catabolic process; glycoside catabolic process; oligosaccharide metabolic process. Gene Ontology annotation, molecular function: alpha-galactosidase activity. NCBI's taxonomy places the organism in Eukaryota, Evosea, Eumycetozoa, Dictyosteliales, Dictyosteliaceae. Bases 76 to 1338 code for a protein of 420 amino acids. Gene Ontology annotation, cellular component: cytoplasm. The transcript has 2 exons. The record is from RefSeq and is a predicted model, not a curated record.
AAAUAAUAGAUUAUAGAUAACAAUAAUAAAUACAAAAAUAUAAAUAGAUCAUAAAAAUAAAAAAUAAAAAUAAAAAUGAAAUUAUUAUUAAGUUUAAUAUUAAUAAUUAAUUUUUUUUGUUUCUCUUUUUCAUUAGAUAAUGGAUUAGCAUUAACACCAAUAAUGGCUUGGAACCCAUGGAAUAAAUUUGGGUGUGAAACAUCUUUAAUUAAUGAAACAAUGUUUAUGGAAAUGGCAUAUGCAAUGGCCUCAAAUGGUAUGGCCAAUGCUGGGUAUCAAUAUAUUAAUUUAGAUGAUUGUUGGUUUGCAAAAACAAGAGAUAAUGUAACAGGUCAACUAAUUGCUGAUCCAGUACGUUUCCCAAGAGGAAUUGGUUUCUUAGCAACUUAUAUUCAUUCUUUGGGAUUAAAAUUUGGAAUUUAUGGAGAUAUUGGAACAGAAACAUGUAUGGGGUAUCCAGGAUCAGCAGGAUAUUUAGAACUAGAUGCAAAAACAUUUGCUGAAUGGGGUGUCGAUUAUGUUAAAAUGGAUGGUUGUAAUUACCCAGAAGAUAAAAUGCAAGAAGCCUAUACCCAACUUGGUCAAUAUUUAAAGAGUACAAAUAGACCAAUGGUUUAUAGUUGCAGUUGGCCAACAUAUGCCUAUGUUCAAAAUAUUUCAAUGCCAUUCAAUUACAUUGAAGGUAUUUGUAAUCUAUGGAGAGAAUUUCAAGAUAUUACUGAUAACUUUGAUGAAUGGGUUAAAAUUAUUGAUGAAAUGGAAAUAAUGAAACCAGAUCGUUCAGGAUUUGCUGGCCCAGGCCAUUGGAAUGAUCCAGAUAUGUUGGAAAUUGGAAAUGGUAAUCAAACAAACACCGAAUAUAAAAGCAUGUUUUCUUUAUGGGCCAUUCUUGCAGCACCGCUAGUUGCUGGUAAUGAUCUACGUACAAUGGACCAAGAAACAUUAGAUAUUUUAAUUAAUACUGAUGUAAUCGCUGUUAAUCAAGACCCUUUAGGUAUUCAAGGCUCUCGUGUUAAUAAAAAUGGUAAUUUAGAAAUAUGGAAAAGACCAUUAGUAAACAAUAGCAUAGCCGUUGCUUUAUUUAACCGUGGUCCAACAAGUUCAAACAUCACAAUAACCAACGAUAUUUUAAACAUUACAAAUAAUCAAAACUAUAACAUUAUGGAUCUUUGGACUCAUACUAGUAACGGAACAUUUUAUAAUUCAUUCACAGCUAUGGUCCCAUCACAUGGCACAGUUUUAAUUAAACUAUCACCCAUUGUAAAUGAAAUAGUCAAUCACGAAAAUCAUCAUAUCCAUUUUAAUUUUAAAAAAAAACAUAUUCCAAUUAAAGUUUAAAUUUAUCAAUAAAAAAUAUAAUUAGUUUUAAU